AUGGUUAAUGGAGAAGUCUAUUGUGCACUAUGCGGCACCCUCACUUAUUUCAACCCAGCCUCGGGUCGGCCGGGCGUGGCCUACGGCAAUCAUAAUGCCUCCUAUAGACUCCUUGCCUCCCCAGCAAGAACCCUCUGGUGGCUCAGAGAGACAAGUAUCCUCACUGAAAACCUUGGUGGCGUAGGAAUCGCCCUGAUGGAACAGGCUCGCUAUCUCGGCAAUGGCCUCUACGCUUAUGAUGUACGACAUAUGGGAACAAUAAAGCAACACGCGUAUAACAAUCAGACAGACUUUCCCGUCGCAUUCCCCGUCCAUGAUGUUUGCAUGAGCCUAUUUCAAAAGAUGCUUGAACCAGAGGAAUUCGACCUUGAGUGUGUUUACAAGACCUUUAAGAAGUUUGCUGGCUCAGCUCCCUCAAGAUGCCUGAACUUGGACUAUGGCGGCGCUGAGAGAUUCAUGGGAGAAUACUGGAGAGUCGUUGAAGGCGAAGAGCAUUAUCUGGUCUCGCCCUCCUCGGACCGGGCCCUCAGACGUUGGUACGCUAUACUGCAGAAUGAACCCCCAGAAAUGAAUGGGGAAAAUCAGGUUGUUAAGCGCCUACCAAGUUUAAGGGAUGACCCAUUCGUCAAGUUGCCUCCCGAGCUCGUCUUGCUCACCGCCGAGCAUAUGACCAUGGCCGAUUUCUGUCAAUGGAGAGCAGCAUCAAGGAGGACUAAUCUUCUACCCUUGGAGAACAAGAAUUGGAGGACCAGGCUCAUUCGAGACAUGCCUUGGAUGUUUGACGUGUCCUAUCCCGAGAUUUCUGACUCGCCCGUGGACUGGGAAGAUGUCUACAAGACACUCCACUUGGCUUCGUUCAGUCGUGGCGACCACAGGAGCCCAGCCCUUAUCAACAGGAAGCGGAUAUGGCAAAUCUGCUUGCCACUCGUCAAGGCUUUCCACGAGGAAAAGGCCAUACAGAAUAAGGAAGAAGAGGCAAUACCCGAAACCAUGAUCGACGCGGUAGUCGACACGGAGCCCAAGCCAAACUACAAGACUUGCCGAGAGCUUCUUUUCCUGCGCAGGUUCAGCGACUUGGACUCUGUACACCCCAAGAUUGUCGUUGAAUGGACUAGGAACUUGGAGUUCAAGGCCAUCAAAGCUGGAAACUGUGGUUUUGUGUACAAGAAAAGCAUGGGUCUCGACCUCGAAGACCAAGUGUUUUUCCCCGAAGACGGCUGGCUCGCGGGAAUCUCGGUACGAAUUUAUCACGAUCAGCCGGAUGACGAUGAAGAAGAUGACAUAAUUCCGUCUCAAACAGUAAUUACCGGGAUAUCCUUUUCCUUCAGCCAAACUCCGGUUGGUGGUCACGGCGACUUUGGAGAUCCGGUAUUCCACGCCACGCAUCUUCUCGCACCCCGAGCGGGGCAUUUUAUUGUUGGCCUCAAGGUGUACGAUGAUGGGCAGGACAAAGUCAAGGGGAUUGAGCUCAUCCAGCAACCAUUGACAAAGUUAAGACGGCCGACCCGGAGGGCCAUGGUUGAUAUGGUUUCUGCAGAGGUAUGGAACGCUGAAGAUACAAAGGAGAAGUUUUGGAUUGGUAUUGGCGAAGAAUUUCUGGAUUGGUAUUAA
This is a messenger RNA of Fusarium vanettenii 77-13-4, 1611 nucleotides long. RefSeq lists its product as uncharacterized. The record is from RefSeq and is a predicted model, not a curated record. Lineage: Eukaryota; Fungi; Ascomycota; Sordariomycetes; Hypocreales; Nectriaceae. The transcript has 3 exons. Bases 1 to 1611 code for a protein of 536 amino acids. Gene Ontology annotation, molecular function: protein binding.